AUGUUUGCGAAUGACGAUUCUGAAUUGAGACAGCUGCCAUUUGUUACACAAACGGAAGUAGAUUUUGGCAAGCCUGGUAUCAAAAUACUUUAUGAAACAACGGAACUUAUACCUGUCCCAAGUGGAAAUUGCUCUUCUUAUUUUAUCGAAGAACACGAUGCUCCAGAAAGCUAUGGCCAUGAUCUUGCAUUUUUACCAAUGGGACAAGUAAAAAUGAACACUUCCGAAUCAGAAGAUAUAUUUUUUACUAUACAUAUCAAUGAUGACACAUAUAAUCAUUUAAAUCAAAGUUCUCCUAUGAGGAUACAUGCAUUUGAUUCAGAUUAUCCGUACCCAAAUAAAACUCCACCUAAAUUUAUUGAAUCAAUUGAGACGGAAAAUAAAUAUUAUUUAGCACAAUCUAAUGGUACAAAAGUAUUUUAUUUAAAUUUCUAUAGGUUAAGGAGAGAAGAAUUGGAUAGCUCAUUUCCUACCUUACUCGGCUUCGACCCAAAAUAUGAUAUAUACAAUUACAUUGCAUCUGAUAUUGAGCCUAUCGAAUAUCCUGUAUCAAGUAAUAUUUACGCAAAGGUGAUAAUUACCCUAAAAACUUCUGUUAUAGAAAUAGAAAAAGAACAAAGGCAUCGUACUAUCUUAGAAGUGUUAGCAAAUAUUGCUGCUCUUUACGGUAUAACUUUUAGUACUUAUGUACUCUUAUUUGGAAUAAGAACAAGCGAACCACUUCUAGGCAAAUUUAUGUCUGCUAAGAAUCUUUCCAAGGAUUUAAAAGAUUAG
This is a messenger RNA of Diversispora eburnea, 774 nucleotides long. NCBI's taxonomy places the organism in Eukaryota, Fungi, Glomeromycota, Glomeromycetes, Diversisporales, Diversisporaceae. The record is from the annotation of a GenBank genome assembly.